AUGCUGGGAAGGCCGGGCGGGCGGGGUCGGCGGGCGGGGUCGGCGGGCAGCACCCCCCGGCGGGGGCGGGCCGAAAGAGCGGCCAGCGCGCCGCCGAGAUUGCGGGCGCCGGAGCGCGCGCAGGGGGCGGCCGAAUGGCGCGCGCGAGCGUGUGGUGCGGGACCCGGCCUCUGUGUGCGGGGCCCGCGCUCCCGCCGGGCGCGCGCGACGCAGCUCCAGGAGGGGACCCCGAGGCUCGAGGAGACGCCCGCGGACUCUGGCCUGCCCGGGGGCUUCGGGGUUAGUGCGCUGAGGCGAGCGUCAAGGCUACCCCGCUGCCGCAGUGCUGGCGACCUCGACCGCACGACGGGGUGUUUUAAAGCCGGGCCUCCUCUGAGCUGGGAGCGGCCUUUGGCAGAAAGCAGGCCCUGCUCCGACUUGACGGGCGGGAGACUGAGGUCCGGGCUGGGUAGGGGCUGCCGGAGAGGGGCCACCCAGCGCCCCAAGAAUUCGUGA
This is a messenger RNA of Rangifer tarandus platyrhynchus (Svalbard reindeer), 495 nucleotides long. The record is from the annotation of a GenBank genome assembly. Lineage: Eukaryota; Metazoa; Chordata; Mammalia; Artiodactyla; Cervidae.